AUGCUCCUUCAAUCCGCUUCAAGUUUGAAUCAUGAACACUACAUUUCGGUCAUCGCCAUUUCGAUUCUACUGAUAUUAGUUUCUUAUGCAUACUACCAAGUCUUUGUCAACCAUCUUAGCAAAUAUCCCGGACCAAAGUUCGCAGCUAUAUCACGGAUACCUCACCUCUACCAUACCUUCAAAGGCGACCUGCAUGAGUGGAUCAAUGGACUACAUACUACACACGGUGAUGUAGUCCGUGUCUCCCCAGAUGAGCUGAGCUAUGCGACUGGCGAGGCGUGGAAGGGAAUCUAUGGCCAUGCCGCAGUAGGAAAACCAGUUACAGAGAAAGACCCUCGAUUCUACGGUCCAUCAUUCAACGGAGCCCCAGACAUCUUCCGGAGCAUCGGAACGGAUCACUCCCGUUUUCGCCGCAACUUCUCGCACGCCUUUUCUGAUCGGGCGCUUCGAGAACAGCAGUCUUUGAUCUGUGGAUAUGCGGACAGUUUAGUUGAUAACCUCCAUAAAACGAUCAAGGAGGACCCCAAGGUGAAAAUCAAUAUGGUCCGCAUGUUCAAUCUAACGACUUUUGAUAUCAUGGGAGAUUUGACCUUCGGUGACUCCUUGAAUCUGUUAGCUGGAACUGGGAACAGCAAUUGGGUGUCCGCAGUUUUCGGCAGUAUAAAAACCAACGCUUUUCGCAGAAUUGGACGCUACGCCCCUUUGAUCGCUCCCAUUGCUCAAAUGCUUAUUCCGAAGAAAAUGAAGCAGCAAAGCCUCGCUCAUUGUGAGGCCUCACAGCAGCGCGUUGACAAAAGGAUCGAUGGCAACCAUACGCUGCAAAAGCCUGAUAUCUGGGGCAUUGUCAUGAGCCAAAAGGAGGACCUCCUUAUUAGUCGCACAGAGAUGUAUGCCAACUCACAUGUAUUCAUGGCUGCAGGUACCGAAACUACUGCAACUGCGCUAAGCGGUUUGCUCUAUCACCUCCUGAUGAUGCCUGAAAAGAUGAAGAUCCUAGUAGAGGAAGUUCGUGGGACUUUUAAGAAAGACUCUGAUAUUGAAAUGAGAGCUCUGGAGCAUAUGACAUAUCUCAAUGCGUGCAUUGGGGAAGGGUUGCGCAUCUACCCUCCAGUUCCAGCUGGUCUGCCUCGCGUUGUUCCUGAUGAGGGAUUGCUUGUCUGUGGAGAACAUAUCCCAGGAAAGACCGUGCUUUCGGUUAAUCACUGGGCUACCUAUCACAACGCUCGAAAUUUCAGGCUGCCCAAUCAGUUCAUCCCUGAGCGUUGGAUUAGCGAUGACUUUGCCACUGAUGAUAAAGCUGCACUCCAACCAUUUUCAUUCGGUCCUCGCAACUGCCUUGGAAAGAAUCUGGCAUACCAUGAAAUGCGUCUCAUCCUGGCCAAGGUGCUGUAUAACUUUGAGCUUUCUCUUCUCCCUGAGUCUAUUGGUUGGGAAAAACAGAAAACAUUCUUUCUGUGGGAGAAACACGAUUUGAUGGUUCAGCUGGAGGCGAGAAAAUAA
Molecule: messenger RNA, 1500 nt
Organism: Penicillium samsonianum
Lineage: Eukaryota; Fungi; Ascomycota; Eurotiomycetes; Eurotiales; Aspergillaceae
Product: cytochrome P450
Exons: 4
Coding region: 1-1500 (499 amino acids)
Molecular function (GO): iron ion binding; heme binding; oxidoreductase activity, acting on paired donors, with incorporation or reduction of molecular oxygen
Source: RefSeq, a predicted model, not a curated record